Molecule: messenger RNA, 843 nt
Organism: Durusdinium trenchii
Lineage: Eukaryota; Dinophyceae; Suessiales; Symbiodiniaceae
Source: the annotation of a GenBank genome assembly
AUGCAUACUCUGGAAGAAAAAUACAAGGCAGAGAUAGCCCAGCUUGCUAAGGAGUUGGAUGAUGCGAGAUCACUGGUGAACGAAUUCCGGAAAACUGAAGAAGAACACCUCGCAGAAAUUGCUUGUAUAUCCAAGGAGCGCGACGAAUUGAAAGAAAAAUACGAAGCAGAGGCCAAAAAGUCGCAUUUGUGCCCCAAAUGUGUGGAAACAGAGGAAGCUCGCUUGGAAGCAGAAGCAGCUGCAAGAGAAGCAGAAGAGGAGGCUGCAAGAGAAGAAGAGCGUCGAGCAGCAGAAGAAGCAGCACGGCUGGCGAUCCAGGAGGCUGGUAGGAAGGCACAUGCUGCCAUACGGGCUGAACAGGAAAGGCUGGAAGCAGAGGAAGCAGCUCGCUUGCAAGCAGAAGCAGCUGCAAUAGAAGCUGAAGAAGAGGCUGCAAGAGCAGAACAUUGUCGGACAGCAGAAGAAGCAGCACGAUUCACAACACAAGAGGCUGCCAGAAGGGCUGAAUUGGAAAGGCUGGAAGCAGAGGCAGCAGAGGAAGCAGCUCGCUUGGAAGCAGAAGCAGCUGCAAGAGAAGCAGAACAGGUCCAUCAGCGGGAAGUGGAAGAUGUUGUGGAACUGCAUGGCCUGGAAUCUGCUACCCUCAACGGCCAGGAUCCUCGGAUCAUCGUCUCUGUGGGAAGGUUUGCCGGGGUGCAGGAAACCAUCAAAGUUUUCGAGGAUCCCAAGCGACGCCCGCUGAGAAUUCGGUGGUUUGAGCCCAUCAAUGUGUUUGAGGAACGCCGCUUCGGGCCACACUUCAAGGAUAUCACCUUCAAGGCGCCAAGCGCAGGUGGCGGGUGA